AUGGAUACUGACUCAGGAGAGCCAGCUAGCACAGAAGAUUCUGAGAAACCUGAUGGAGUUUCAUUGGAAAACAGAGUUCGUCAGGUUGCAGCAACUUUGACAGUGGAAGCUAGACUAAAGGAGAAAAACAGUACCUUCUGUGCUUCUGGAGAAAUUAUAGAAAGGAAGAGAUUCUUUCGAAAGAGGAGUGUUGAGAUGAUAGAAGAUGGCAAAGUUGCUGAAUCUUCCUCCAAAGAUGAGAGAAUAAAGACUGCAACAAAUAUUCCAAGAGUAGAAAAGCUUCCUACAAAUGUGCUAAGAGGCAGACAAGAAGUUAAAUACGAGCAAUGUUCAAAGGGAAUGUCAGAAUCCUCAAAAGAUUGUUUCAAGGAGAAAAAUGAAAAGGAAAUGGAAGAAGAAGCAGAAAUGAAGGCUGUAGCUACUUCUCCUAGUGGCAGGUUCCUGAAAUUUGACAUAGAGCUGGGAAGAGGAGCAUUUAAAACAGUAUAUAAAGGACUGGACACUGAAACAUGGGUUGAAGUUGCUUGGUGUGAGCUGCAGGACCGGAAAUUAACCAAAGCUGAGCAGCAAAGGUUCAAGGAAGAAGCAGAGAUGUUAAAGGGUCUCCAGCAUCCCAAUAUAGUUCGAUUCUAUGAUUCCUGGGAGUCUAUAUUAAAAGGAAAGAAAUGUAUUGUAUUAGUGACUGAACUUAUGACAUCAGGAACCUUAAAGACGUACUUAAAACGAUUUAAAGUCAUGAAACCAAAGGUCUUAAGGAGCUGGUGCAGGCAAAUUUUAAAGGGGUUGCAGUUCUUGCACACUAGGACUCCUCCUAUUAUUCACCGGGAUCUGAAGUGUGACAAUAUUUUCAUCACGGGACCCACUGGAUCUGUGAAGAUUGGUGAUCUAGGACUAGCCACCUUAAUGCGCACAUCAUUUGCUAAAAGUGUCAUUGGCACUCCUGAGUUUAUGGCCCCAGAGAUGUAUGAAGAGCACUACGAUGAAUCUGUGGACGUCUAUGCUUUUGGAAUGUGUAUGCUAGAAAUGGCUACUUCGGAGUACCCUUAUUCUGAGUGCCAGAAUGCAGCUCAAAUAUACCGUAAAGUAACUAGUGGUAUAAAACCAGCCAGUUUCAAUAAAGUCACUGAUCCUGAAGUGAAAGAAAUCAUCGAGGGAUGUAUUCGUCAAAAUAAAUCUGAAAGGUUGUCUGUCAGGGACCUACUAAACCACGCAUUUUUUGCUGAAGAUACAGGACUAAGGGUGGAGUUAGCGGAGGAAGAUGAUUGCUCAAAUUCAUCUCUGGCUUUAAGGCUCUGGGUUGAAGACCCUAAAAAAUUGAAAGGCAAGCAUAAAGACAAUGAAGCUAUUGAAUUCAGUUUCAAUUUAGAAACAGAUACACCUGAGGAAGUAGCGUAUGAAAUGGUCAAGUCAGGAUUCUUCCAUGAAAGUGAUUCCAAAGCUGUUGCUAAGUCCAUUAGAGACCGGGUGGCCCUGAUAAAGAAGACAAGGGAGAAGAAGCCAGCUGGCUGUUUGGAAGAACGCAGAGACUCCCAGUGCAAGUCUGUGGGGAAUGUACUCCCUCAGCCCCGAAAUACAGCUUUGCUCCCUCCUCCUGCUCAGCACAGCGGGGCUGAAUGUGAAGAAACUGAAGUUGAUCAACAUGUGCGACAACAGCUUCUGCAAAGAAAACCACAACGGCAUUGCUCCUCUGUUACAAGUGACAGUUUGUCUGAGGCAGGAGCUGGAUCAGUUAUACAUUCAGAAACUUCAAAUCAGCCCAGUAUAUCCUAUUCCUCAGACCAGAUGAUGGGCUCUCAAAUGGUUUCUAACAACCCACAGGCUGAAAUAAAUGUUCCAGGGGAAAUUUAUCCAUCCCAGCAGCUAGUGGGACAUUACCAGCAGAUUUCAGGGUUGCAGAAGCAGCCAAAGCUGACUCAGCCCCAAAUUUUGCCUUUGCUUCAAGGUCAGUCCACUGUUCUGCCUGUACAUGUCCUUGGACCUCCGCUUGUCUCACAACUCCAGUUUUUGCCAUCAAGUGUCCCAAAGGUCUCACAGGUAAAGCCUGUAUCCCAAGCAGUUGGAGCUGAACAAACAGCAACUCUUCUAAAACCGGAUUUAGUUCGAAGUUUGAAUAAUGAUGUGGCAGCUGUGAAGGAAAACACCAAUACCCCUGAUAACCCAAGUGGAAAUGGCAAACAAGAUCGGAUAAAACAGAGAAGAGCUUCCUGUCCUCGAUCAGAGAAGGGGACUAAAUUUCAGCUUACUGUCCUUCAGGUGUCAAUCUCUGGAGACAACAUGGUGGAGUGUCAACUGGAGACACACAAUAACAAGAUGGUCACCUUCAAGUUUGAUGUUGAUGGUGAUGCACCAGAGGAUAUUGCAGACUAUAUGGUUGAAGAUAACUUUGUCCUGGAAAGUGAAAAAGAAAAAUUUGUAGAAGAAUUGAGGGCUAUCGUAGGUCAAGCCCAGGAGUUCCUUCAUGUCCACUCUGCUGCAGAAAGAGCCAUUGGAGUUGACUCUAUUACUAUGGAAUCCAGCAGUAGCCAAACAGGAUCAUCUGAACAAGUACAGAUAAAUUCUGCAUCCACUCAAACCAGCAAUGAAUCUGCUCCUCAGUCAUCCCCAGUUGGUCGAUGGCGAUUUUGUAUCAAUCAGACAAUAAGAAACCGUGAGGCUCAAUCUCCUUCUCUUCAGCAGUCCAUGUCUACAGUUCCUGGGCUAAAUCUGCUUUCUAGUCCAAGAAACAUAAGUAAUAAGGAAAUAUCACAGGACACGCUGCUCACUCUAGAAAAUAAUCCAUGCCAGCGUGCACUUUACACCUCCACAUCAGAACACAAGGAUGUAGUUGAUGGUAAGAUUUCUGAAUAUGCCAGGGUAGAAACUAAGCAGCCAGCUAUACUUUAUCAAGUGGAAGAUGACAAGCAGAUAAUGGCACCAGUUGCUAGUAGUUCCAGUCUUAUGGCUACUUCAGUUCGUGCAGUACCACUUGAAUGUGAGGGACUCACCAGCCAAGCAGGCAUAUUCCUACCUGUGUAUCCAGGUCACCAAGCUGCCAGUCAGGCAGCUCCUAGUGAGUCAACUCAGAUUGCUCCUAACUCUCUUACAACUCCGGCAUUUAUGUCUGAUCAAAAGCCUAAGUCCUUACCAGUACAGCAGCCAACUACAGAUGCAGAGUUUAUUUCCCAAGAAGGAGAAACCGCAGUGAUCGUGGAAGCAAGUUCUCCUAAGAUGGUCAUUCCCACUCAGACCUCUGGCCUUGAACCAACUAGCCUGCUGUCCUCUACGGUCCUGGAAUCAGAUGGGGAAGGACCUCCAAAAAUGGAGUUUGCAGACAACCGAAUUAAAACUCUGGAUGAAAAAUUAAGAAAUUUGCUCUAUCAGGAGCAUAGCAUAUCUAGCAUCUAUCCUGAGAGUCAGAAGGAUACCCAAAGCAUAGAGUCUCCAUUUUCUUCCUCUGCUGAAGACACAGUCUCAUGUCCAGUGCCAGAAGUCAUAGGCAUCAGUCACUGUGGAAUUCAAGAUAGUCCUGCACAGUCCCCUAAUUUUCAGCAGACAUGCUCUAAGAUUCUGUCCAGUGUGACUGUGAGUCAGCCUGCUAACAUAUCAGUGUUCAAAAGGGACCUGAAUGUGAUAACUUCUAUACCCAGCGAAUUAUGUUUACAUGAGAUGUCCCCAGAUGCUUCACUUCCAGGGGAUCCAGAGGCCUAUCCUGCUGCUGUGUCAAGCGGUGGAGCCAUUCAUCUGCAGACAGGAGGUGGAUAUUUUGGCCUAAGCUUUACUUGUCCUAGUCUCAAAAAUCCUAUUAGCAAGAAAUCCUGGACUCGCAAAUUAAAAAGCUGGGCAUACAGGCUACGGCAGUCAACCAGCUUUUUCAAGAGAUCAAAAGUCCGUCAAGUGGAUACAGAAGAUACGAGAUCAGCAGUUGCUCCUGACCCCAUUCCUCUGACAGGAGAGUCCACAGCUGAUGCUAGGGCUUUCAGUAGAUGUAAAGCAAUGAGUGGAUCAUUUCAGCGGGGUCGGUUCCAGGUGAUUACAGUUCCUCAGCAGCAGUCAGUGAAAGUGACAUCUUCUGGAAUAGAACACAUACCAGCAUUCAAUAAAAUGACAAGCCAGCCUAGUGAAGAAGCUUCAGGCUUUACUAAAACAGCAAAGUCUCAAUUGGUAGAAAUGGAACCUGCCACACACAAUCCGCAGCCUUCACUUUCUUCUCAGAAGUUACAAGCUCUUCAGGAAACCUUAAAAGAAGAUAAAAGAAUUCCCAAACAAGCUGACAACUUCUCAUCUUUCAGUAUGGCUUGUGAGACUGAUGUAUCUUUGAUGACUCCAGAAAAGGAAUUGGAAGAAAAUUCAGCCACAGGAAGUAGCAUGCAGUCUGGAUCUGAACUGUUGUUUAAAGAGAGAGAGAUACUUACUGCUGGGAUACAGCCUACCUCUAAUAGUGAAUUUUCAGCCACUCUUUGUGGCAGAGGGAAAUCAGUGGCAAAGACUGGUCCAGAGAGAGGAAAGUGCUUACCACUCCGUGAAGAAAAAGGCUAUGUUCAAACACAGAGCUCACUAUUCUAUUCACCAUCUUCCCCAAUGAGCAGUGAUGAUGAGUCAGAAGUAGAGGAUGAGGACUUAAAGGUGGAGCUUCAAAGAUUACGAGAAAAACACAUUCAGGAGGUGGUGAAUCUUCAAACCCAGCAGAAUAAGGAGUUACAGGAGCUCUAUGAACGCCUUCGGGCAAUUAAAGAUAGCAAAGUCCAAUCAUCAGAGAUUCCUCUACCACCUGCAUCACCACGUAGACCAAGAUCUUUCAAAAGCAAACUUCGAAGCCGUCCCCAGUCCUUGACACAUGUGGACAGUGGCACAGUUGCAACAGGUAAAUCAAUCUUAAAAAAUAAAAUACCUAAUCCACUGUGUGUGGAAAGUAGUGCAGUAUCAUGCCAGCAAUCUCCAGCUAGUAAAAAAGGGAUGUUCACAGAUGACUUACACAAACUGGUGGAUGACUGGACAAAGGAAACAGUAGGAAAUUCUCUUAUUAAGCCAAGUUUAAACCAACUUAAACAGAGUCAACAGAAACUAGAAACAGACAACUGGAACAAAGUAUAUGAAAAUACUCCAUCUACUAUGGGCUACACAUCAACAUGGAUUUCUUCUCUGUCCCAAAUCCGUGGAGCUGUCCCAGCCUCCUUGCCACAAGGACUCUCACGCCCUUCAUUUCCUGGGCCAUUAUCAUCAUAUGGAAUACCCCAUGUUUGUCAAUAUAAUGCUGUGGGGGGGCCAGGGUAUCCAGUACAGUGGGUAGGAAUUUCAGGAACACCACAACAGUCUGUAGUAAUUCCUACCCAAUCUGGGGGACUGUUCCAGCCGGGGAUGAAUUUGCAGGCAUUUUCAGCUUCAUCAGUUCAGAAUCCAUCCACGAUCCCUCCUGGUCCCAAGUGA
This is a messenger RNA of Lipotes vexillifer (Yangtze River dolphin), 5403 nucleotides long. It is a transcript of the gene WNK3, whose product is annotated as WNK lysine deficient protein kinase 3. The record is from RefSeq and is a predicted model, not a curated record. Lineage: Eukaryota; Metazoa; Chordata; Mammalia; Artiodactyla; Lipotidae. Gene Ontology annotation, biological process: protein phosphorylation. Gene Ontology annotation, molecular function: ATP binding; protein serine/threonine kinase activity. Bases 1 to 5403 code for a protein of 1800 amino acids. The transcript is spliced from 24 exons.